Messenger RNA from Eublepharis macularius, 2405 nucleotides. It is a transcript of the gene PSTPIP1, whose product is annotated as proline-serine-threonine phosphatase interacting protein 1. Gene Ontology annotation, biological process: actin filament polymerization. Gene Ontology annotation, cellular component: actin filament; plasma membrane; cytoplasm. The transcript has 15 exons. NCBI's taxonomy places the organism in Eukaryota, Metazoa, Chordata, Lepidosauria, Squamata, Eublepharidae. The record is from RefSeq and is a predicted model, not a curated record. Gene Ontology annotation, molecular function: actin filament binding. The coding region runs from base 137 to 1360 and encodes 407 amino acids.
UUCCUCAAACUGCCCAGUGCUGUUUUGCAAGUUGUAAAAAAAAGGAGAGCAUUUCUCUUUCUGCUCCAGGGCGCAAGCAGCGCACCUCCUUCGAAAACUUGUGUGCUCCCAAGCAAACUGCUCCAGUCUUAUCAUCAUGACGCAGCUGCAGUUUAAAGAUAACUUCUGGUGCAAAGAAUUCACUAUUCACGCUGGAUACGAUGCACUUCUACAGCGAUUGCUCGACGGGAGGAAGAUGUGUAAGGAUGUGGAGGACUUAAUCAAACAGAGGGCACAAGCAGAAGAACGGUAUGGGAAGGAGCUGGUGCAGAUUGCUCGAAAAGCGGGAGGUCAAACGGAAAUCAACACCCUGAAGGCUUCAUUUGAAACUCUAAAGCAACAAAUCGAAAGUGUUGGAAACUCUCACAUCCAGCUGGCCACAAUGCUGAGGGACGAGCUGAAAGGCCUGGAAGAGUUCCGAGAAAGACAAAAGGAGCAACGGAAAAAAUACGAAAGUACCAUGGACAAAAUACACAAAAACAAGCUUUUGAUGUACAAGAAAACCAUGGAGUCCAAGAAGACGUACGAGCAGAGGUGCAAAGACGCGGAUGAGGCUGAGCAAGCCUUCGAACGGAUCAGCGCCGUGGGCAACCAGAAGCAAACGGAAAAGAGCCAGACCAAAGCAAAGCAAUGCAAAGAAGCCGCAAAUGAAGCAGAAAGAGUAUACAAACAGAACAUAGAGUUGCUGGAUGCAGCGAGGGUUUCGUGGGAGCAAGAGCACAUCAGCACGUGUGAGGCUUUCCAGCUCCAGGAAUGUGACCGGAUUACAAUUCUGCGGAAUUCUCUGUGGGUUCAUUGCAAUCAGCUUUCCAUGCAGUGUGUGAAAGAUGAUGAGGUAUAUGAAGAGAUUCGACUGAGCUUGGAGAAAUGCGACGUGGAAUCAGAUAUGAACUACUUCGUUCAGAGCAAGACGACCGGAACGGAGCCGCCAGUUGCAAUCGGAUAUGAGAACUAUUACGAAAGAGUAACUCCAACUAAAAACUGCAGCAGUCCAAUCCCAACUUGUGGAAUGAUGAAGAGAUUCUCUGGUUUGCUCCAUGGAAACAACCGCAAUGCCACAGACGGCAUUAUUCCUACAGCUCCCCCCCUUGACAAAGCAGACGGUGUUUACGCAGCAGUCCACACGGGCCAGGAUGGAGAAGCUGCUCUUCCCCAGGAGUAUAGAGUCCUCUACGAUUACACAGCUCAGAACGAAGAUGAACUGGAUAUCCGAGCAGGUGAUGUCGUUGUCGUCACCGAAGAAGGCGAAGACGGCUGGUGGACGGCAGAACAGAAAGGACAGCAGGGGUUUGUGCCCGGGUCCUACUUGGAGAAAGUUUGAUGAGAUCAGCACUCUUUGCAUGGCUUGGGUUUUUUAAAUCACUCUCCAACAAAAACACGACCUUUUUACUCUAGGGAAAUGCCUUGGCACUCUUCCCAUUAGCACAGAGCCAGGCGCCAGUUUUGUGCAGCAACAGAAUCAAGUACUUGGCUUGUUGAUCUACAAGGAAAUUCAGGCUUUCUCUGAGCCACAUUUGUGCCUCUACACACUGGCAAGGAUCUUUGGACUGCAAAGGAAUUCUAUAAUCUCUCGAAAGGGGCCGUUGUGAUCAGCUGUUGGCCAAUGGAACCACAACAGGGAGCUACAUUUAACAUUCCAGUUCCCAGCUGUUCGGAGCAGAACAUUCUUCCAGGGGAACAAAAUACUUGGGUCGCUACAGGAUACUACCCCUUCUUCUGGAGCUCAGCCGCUGGGAAUCUGAAAGCAAGAAGCAGGUGGAAGAGCCAAGAAACGAGCAAUCUGUUCCGGAUGCACCCUUCCUUACAACGGGCUCCAUCAGAAUCACUCGUCAAUGCUUUGAACUCGUAAGGGCUAGUUAACACAUUAUCUAAACACUGGCUGAAUACGACACAUGGACAGGGCCUAUGAAAUGUCUGCAGCACAAGGCGUUUUGGGAAUGCCAGUUUGACUGUUUCCUCUGGCCCCCUCAGGAAAACCCCUUGCUGGAAACCAAGCUGAAUUGCAGUUAUGCACGUGAAUCUUCCCUAAGGCUCCAAAGGGUUUGGAUAAUCUGAUUUCCUUCCGACCCAUGCACGCUGAGCUACAAGCAUUUGGCUGUUAGUUGUCUGUAUGGUGAACGGGGCCCUUGCCACCUGACUCAAAAUGCAACUUUCAUCCAAAUUUCAUCCCACCCUUCCCCCAUUCCAUUCUCUCGUUUGGCAUUUAAGGGACAAAAGUAGGGGGGGGGGGGCUUUUCUUGCUGGCCCACUAACAGAUUAUGAGAAAAAAACAAACUGGAGGAAAAAAUGUAGUCUUAUGAUGCCGUUUUUGCAUACGUUAAUUCCUAAUUUGGCUGUACAUAUUACAGAAUAAAACCUCUAUUAAC